Molecule: messenger RNA, 1612 nt
Organism: Artibeus jamaicensis (Jamaican fruit-eating bat)
Lineage: Eukaryota; Metazoa; Chordata; Mammalia; Chiroptera; Phyllostomidae
Gene: ALKBH1
Product: alkB homolog 1, histone H2A dioxygenase
Exons: 6
Coding region: 9-1178 (389 amino acids)
Biological process (GO): oxidative RNA demethylation
Cellular component (GO): cytoplasm; nucleus
Molecular function (GO): broad specificity oxidative DNA demethylase activity; oxidative RNA demethylase activity; ferrous iron binding
Source: RefSeq, a predicted model, not a curated record
CCGGCGAGAUGGGAAAAAUGGCCACGGUUUUAGGCUCUGUGGCUACGUUGGCGACGGAGCCGGGGGAGGACGCUUUUCGGAAGCUUUUCCGCUUCUACCGGCAAAGCCGCCCCGGGACCGCAGACCUGGGAGGGGUCAUCGACUUCUCGGCGGCCCAAGUAACCCGCGGCACGGGGCCCGGUGCCCACAAGGUGGUCAGAUCUCAGCUAAGUGUGUCCUCAGUCAGUGACCAUGAUGCAUACAGAGCAGGACUUCAGCCAGUCAGCAAGUGGCAAGCUUAUGGACUCGAAGACUAUCCUGGAUUUAUUUUCAUCCCAAAUCCCUUCCUCCCAGGUUAUCAGUGGCACUGGGUGAAGCAGUGUCUUAAGUUAUAUUCCCAGAAACCUAAUGUAUGUAACCUGGACAAACAUAUGACUAAAGAAGAGACCCAAGAUCUUUGGGAACAGAGCAGAGAGUUUCUAAGAUACAAAGAAGUGAAUAAACGGAGACCCCGAAGCUUACUAGAGAAACUGCGAUGGGUGACCCUAGGCUACCAUUAUAACUGGGACAGCAAGAAAUACUCAGCAGAUCAUUAUACACCUUUCCCUUCUGACCUGGCUUUCCUCUCAGAGCAAGUAGCUGCUGCCUGUGGGUUUCAGGGUUUCCGAGCCGAAGCAGGGAUCCUGAAUUACUACCGAUUGGAUUCCACGCUGGGCAUUCACGUAGAUAAAUCUGAACUUGAUCACUCCAGGCCCCUGCUAUCAUUCAGCUUUGGACAGUCUGCCAUCUUUCUCCUUGGUGGCCUCAAAAGAGAUGAAGCCCCCACAGCCAUGUUUAUGCACAGCGGUGACAUCAUGGUAAUGUCAGGUUUCAGUCGCCUGUUGAACCAUGCAGUUCCAAAGGUUCUUCCAAGUUCCAACGGGGAGAGCCUGCCUUGCUGCCUAGAAACACCUCCCCCGGCUGUCGUCCCCAGAGAUUCGGUGGUAGAGUGCUGUUCUGCGGAGGACUGGCAGGUGUGUGCCAGCUACUUGAAAACGGCUCGUGUUAACAUGACUGUCCGACAGGUACUGGCCACAGACCAGGACUUCCCUUUGGAACCCACGGAGGAGAAUAAAAGAGACAUCACUGCUGAAGGUUUCUGCCACCUAGAUGACGAGAAUAGCCAAGUAAAACGAGCUAGGUUAAACCCUGACAGCUGAGACUGGGAGAGCCCACUCCUUUUACUUAGGCAGAUCUUAUAGUAAAUGACUGCACCAUUUUGUAUUGCCAUUGGCUUCAGCACCAAGACAGGCCAAAACAGAGACGGGAAAACUCAUCAUUGAUCACACUGUUGCCUUGGAACCCCUUCUGAAGAGUGAACCGACUCAUCACAAACACUGCACUGCCUAACCAGGACUGGACCAGACCGGUGUUUGACAUGGUGCAGUCCUGCUUAGGCAGUGAGAAACCCAAGGAGGUAGGACAUUCUACAAGAGCCUUCUCAGCCUCUCGAUUACCUCUGAGGGAAGUAGAAAUGAGUUUCCAUGGCUGUGGAGUCUUUAAAUACCUCAGAUUUUGUUAAUGGGAAAUGUGAUAGCCCUCCCACCAACCUAUCUAGUGAUUUUGUGAUAAAAUUGCAGUUCCAUGAACCAGC